Messenger RNA from Manduca sexta (tobacco hornworm), 4183 nucleotides. RefSeq names its product DENN domain-containing protein 1A. Gene Ontology annotation, cellular component: cytosol; intracellular membrane-bounded organelle. The transcript is spliced from 14 exons. NCBI's taxonomy places the organism in Eukaryota, Metazoa, Arthropoda, Insecta, Lepidoptera, Sphingidae. Bases 238 to 2538 code for a protein of 766 amino acids. Gene Ontology annotation, biological process: endocytosis; endocytic recycling. Gene Ontology annotation, molecular function: guanyl-nucleotide exchange factor activity; phosphatidylinositol phosphate binding. The record is from RefSeq and is a predicted model, not a curated record.
GUGAAUGCUUUGUGAUUGUUGCUCAAGUUGCCAGUGGAGCAGCGGGGAUAACAUCGUAUCAUCCGUCUUUCGUAAUAGUUUGGAUAUACACGAAAAAAGCUUUUAAAAUGUUCAUUGCGAUUAGAAAGUAGUCUUCUAUGGCUUGUGAUGUUUCAUGAUAAGUGAAUUCUCUAGCAAGUUGCCGCGUAUUGGAUGCCGUGUAAAAUGUAAUCAAAAUUUCAUAGUCCACGUCGAGACAUGGGUUCCAGAAUAAGAGACACUGUACGUUAUUUGUUUGAAGUAUUCUGUGAAGUGUCACCAGGCGAGCUUGGAAAGGACCCAUAUAUUUUAAGGAAAUAUCCAGAGUCAUACAAAAAUGAAGAAGAGUUGAAAAAUGUACCUAAGUUCACAUUUCCAUGUGCCUUAGAAAAUACAUUUGCCCAACACUAUUCAUUUGUGUUGACAUCAGUGGAUUCCAAGUACACAUUUUGUUUUUGUCGAUAUGAUCCUAAAUCCAACACAUCACUGGUGUUGCUGUCACACCUGCCUUGGCAUGACAUAUUUUAUAAGUUAUUAAAUUGUAUAGCGAAUAUAAUACAUAGCCCCGAGAAAAGUCAGUUGACUUCGUUUCUGGAAGCAUGUCGCAUCCGGCCGCCGAUGCCGGGUCACACGCUGAAGGUUAUCUACGACGCGGGCCACAGCGCCUUCACCUGUCAGAGUCCAGACGCUAAACUACCAAGUAUUCCAGAAAAUUGCAACCUAACGGAGUACUUCAGCGCUGUGGACACGAAAUGCAUGGCCGGUCUGUGGGCGGCGCUGCUGCACGAGCGGCGCGUCGCGAUCGUCGCGUCGAAGCCGUCGCGCCUCUCCGCGUGCGUGCAAGCCGCGAACGCGACGCUCUUCCCGAUGUCCUGGCAGCAUAUAUUCAUACCUAUACUGCCGAAGCAUUUGGUUGAUUAUCUGCUGGCGCCAAUGCCGUUUCUCAUUGGAGUUCCUAGGAGUGUGAUGGAUAAUGUAAGAAUGUCUGAAAUUGGUGAUGUGGUCGUAUUAGAUGUAGAUGCAAACGAGCUUAGAUCUCCAUUUCAUGAUUUAGAAAGUCUUCCGCCUGAUUUAGUAGCGAGUUUAAAAAAAGCUUUAAGUGAUAAGAAUGCAUUGGGUGAUGCCGUGUCAAGAGCGUUCCUACGCGCGUUAGUCUGCUUAAUAGGUGGCUAUCGAGAUGCGAUUAAAAUUGAAAACGGCCAGCUAAUAACAUUCAAUGACGAAGCGUUCGUAAGAACAAGAAAAAACAUGCAACCAUUCCUUAGAAAAAUAUUACAAUCCCAAAUAUUCCAACAAUUUAUCGACGAAAGGCUGGAAUUGCUCAAUUCUGGGCGGGGAUUCAACGACGAAUUCGAAGUGGAGUGCAACAAUUACGCCGACAAACUAAGCACGGGGAGUGGGCAGAAGCUGAAACAGCAGUACCGCGACUGGGCCAAAAACGUCAAGAAAGAAGGCGGAGCUUUCUUCAAAACAGUCAAAGACAAGGCAAAUCCAGCUGUACAAUCGGCCGUCAAAACGGUCCGGCAAGGCGGUAAAAACAUGAAAUCAGCGGUCAGAGGGCUAAAAAGCAAAAUGCCCAGGACGGGCUCGAGACCGUCGUCUAUCAACACCACAGACGACAGCAGGUUUUCGUGCGGCUCUGCGACUCCGGUGUCGUCGGACUCGUCGGAGUCGUCGCCCGCGCACGAGCCCCCGACCCCCCGCGACCCGCCCCCAGCUCUACCCCUCGACCUCCUCACCGAAAUGGAGUUCCUAUUCGCCAGCAAGAAUUCACAACGCCGUGACAGUUUCCCCAACAGUUCGCACAACUCCGAAAUUAGUCUACCCGACAAAGCUAAAACACUGUCACCAUGCAUCCCACCCCGGUUACCGGAACGUCCCCAUGUCCCACUCCGUUACCCAAUUAUAUCCACGAGGAAACUCGUCGAUCUGUCCGAUGCCCCGACGCCGCCGCCGCGCUCCGCUCCCGCGCCGCCCAACAAUACGCAUUUCAUAAGUAACAUCACUAAAAACGACGUGAAACCCACGUCCGAUUUCCACACGAGCACGAUAAGGUUCACAGAGGGGAAUGACAAGGCCAAGCUUAAGCUCACGCUCUCCACCAAUCAGAGGAAAGUACCGCAAUCGAUACCGCAACCGUGUAACGGCUCAGCGCCCAAAAUAGCAGCGCCCACUGUCACUGUGGCUAGGCAGAAACAAGAUGGCGGCAGGCCGCGACCGCCGCCUAGGCCGACUGUCGACAUACCCUCGAACAAAGGAAAAAUCACCGAGUCGUGUGGCUCAGAUACUGAUCUCAUUAAACUGGACGAUUCGCCGACAGACCUAGAAGAUUUCGAUCCGCUUAAGUGUCGUGAUAAAAAACAAAAAGUCGAUCAAGUCAAGUCGUCUGCGGACAGUGCUCUCUUACACGAGUAUGGGCUGGAUUUCAGUCAGUUCGGUUUGUUAGAUUGUUCCGCGGGAUCGAGCACUGCUCAGGAGCACGCCUCUAGCGUACCCAAAGGGUGGACCACGUUCAACUAGUCCACUCGCUUAGAACAAAUUUCUCAUUGUCUAUAUAGUUGGGUAUAUUUUAUAUGUAUAACGCUUUCUAUUUUUAAGACGUAGAUUAAAAUUAUUUAUUUAUUAUUUAGAUUGUUUUAUACAUGUAUUAAAUUAUUGUAAAUAUUGUUACAUAUCAAUUGAAUUGUACAUUAGAUUUUUGUUUUUAAUCGUUAACCAGGAUAUGUGUAUAUGUGUUUUUAUAAUUUAAACGUGUAUAAUUUUAUGAUUGUUCCGCGUAAAUGCGACAUUAUGCGUGAUUAACAUACUGUUAGUUUCAUUUGUAACGCAUUGUGUGCUUGUAGUUCUUCCAAUACGUAAACUGUGCUUGACACUUCUAUCGGUUCGCUUAUAAAUUUAAUUAUCCCAGCAUCGCACUGAGAAUUGGUUCAUAUUUUAUAUCAUUUCUCACUACUUCGGUCCACACUAGUAUCAUUUUGGCGUCUCACGAAUAAUCACUAUUCAUAUUAAUUGUCCAGUAACUCUUUAAAGGUUUUAUUGGCUGUGUCUUUAUAGUAGAUAUCUGCAUUAAAAUAUAGGUUCAUGAUGCACUUGAAGGUAAAUGUCGUGAGUGUAAAUAUAAAAUUCUUGAUCGUUGAGCCUUAUUGUUUGGUAAUAUUUUUUGGUAACAUAUGAUUUUUUAAUUUCUUGAUGGUUAUUGACGAACCAUGUUACCGGUAAAUAAUUACCGUAACGUACAUCGGUAUAAAAUCCCAUAUUUCUUUGAGCAAUAAAUGUUAAAAAAACGAGUGCCGUUUAAAACGGCAGUAUUUUAAACAGUAAAAAUUAAACAUUUAAAAAGUAUAAACUGGGCAAAGGCAUUCAAAAUACGUAACCGUUACGGUUUCCGCAAUCUUCCUUUAUAUUCUUUUUUGUGAUAAAACUGUUUGUAAAACAUAAAACGUGUUUACAUACAGAAUGUACUUUGCGUGUAUUUUGCUAAUGCCGAUGCUCUGACAAUUUUGUCAACUUCGUGUCUGAGGGUCGGAUAAAAAAUGUCAUGAGACAAGACGUGAACUGACGUUUGAUUUAACGACGUCAAGUGGCGUAACAAUAUCAAACGAUUACACCGUUAUAUUUAUAUUGGAUACGUACCUAAAGUAUCAAGAUGCAUUAUUUUGUGAAACAUUAUUAGGACACUUACUACUUUAUGGCGUAAGUAACAAUGAAAGUCGACGGUACAAAUGACUCAAAAUGAUACAAUGUGGACACAGCCUUAACUAUGUUUUGAGUUAGGUCCUCUAUUAAAUAAAUUAUAUAAUCUAUCCGUGUAUAGUAACAUACCUAUUGAUAAAUGAAAUAUAGCCUCAUAAAUUUCCUUGUCUUUAUGAACUUGUAAUUAAAGAGUACAAUUAGCUUUUUAUAAGACAAUGAAAUUAUUUUGUCGUUGUAUUCCAAAUAGAUAUUCUCUUGUACGAUUAUAAUGUGUAUAGUUAUAUUAAUAAUAUUUCGUAAGGUGCUGUGUAGCGAACCUAAUAAAUUAUGAACGCGAUAAAAAAAAAUCUAUUUUGUCUCUGUGUACCAACGUAUAAAAUAAUCAAGUUCAUCAUGUUCGAGAUUUGUAAAAUAUUACGAUCUUGUAGAAUAAAGGAACAUACACACAAAAAAUAAAAGACUUACAAACUCU